AUUCUGUAAUGUGCUAAAAAGUUUUGCUGAUUGGUUAUAAAUGGCUCAAGUGCACGUUUCAAAUUUCGAAUGUAUUAGCUCUAGUGUCUUUCAAAUUGCAAUUUUGUUUAGCUCAAAUGCAAUUUUUCUUUUAUUUGUAUAUUUUUUAAUGCGGCAUUCUGAAUGAUCAAUUUCAUCGGUGGUAAUUGCUUGUGUCGACUAGGGAAUGUAAAUGAUGAAGAUUUUUUAAUAGUAACUUUCAUUAGUGAGCUGUGAAGUGAGUUUGUCACUCACAAGAAACCCGAUUUUGUAAAAAUAUGAUUGAUGUUUGAUCUAAACAGGCCACUGAAACCUAAGAUAUUGCGACGGCGAUAUUUUGGAUGUGGCGCCGACAUAUGGGUAGUUUUUGUGGCUUGAAUUGCCUAGUUCGGAUAACCGGUUGGAAAAUAUAUGAAAAAUCACCAAAAUUGUGCAAUGUCUUUAGGGAAAUCCUCUGGAUUUUUAAGUGUUUGUUUUGACGCAGGAACUUUCUCUAAGGAAAAAUACAUUGAGGUUCUAUCUUUUGGCUCGCCAACCUCUGCAAUUUUCCUUUUUGGAAGCGAACCUUCUUGCUUGCUUGCUCUCUGCAUUUUCAUACCAGAUUAUUCAACACUCACUUACCUCAUCACCCAACAUUUGACAUCCAUCAGAAUGUUCAUAGGGGAACCAUCAAUCAAUCAAUGAAUUUAUUAAGCCAUGCCUAGCUUCAAUGCAUAUAGGGGAUCAAUGUACUAUUUCUGAAUUCACUUGUGCUGUCUGAAUGGAGAAGCAUGCUUGGCAGUCACAAUAUCAGAUCUGAAUUUUGGAUUUAAACCUUAUAAUUGCAAUCAUGAUUUUGUCCAUCGUGGGAACUUUGCAUUUGUGCAGUUUGAAACACAAGAAGAUGCUGCGAAAGCUCUUGAGUGUAUGAAUAUGAGUAAGAUACUGGACAGGGUGGUGUCUGUGGAGUAUGCACUGAGGGAUGAUGGUGAUAGGGGUGACAAUUAUGACAGUCCGAGACAAGGUGGUUAUGACCGAUCACCGAGUCUGGCCUAUCACAGGCGGCCAAGUCCUGAAUACGGUCAUCCACGCAUCCCUGUGUAUGAUAGAUAUAAUGGACCAGACAGGCGCAGGAGUUCCGAUUACGGCAGGCAGAGGAACCCAGAUUAUGGCAGAUACCGCAGCCGUUCACCAGCUCGAAGGUCAAGGAACUAGGCCCCGGUUUUCUGUGGUAGAGAAGCAGGCGAGUGGCACCUUUUUUUUUCAAGUUUCUGGUUGUUAGAGUAACAAAUGGAAUGAUACAUUGUGUAGUAAAAGGGUGCUCCCCACAGUUUUUAGUUUGAUUUGGUUUGGGUUUGCACAUAGCAUUGUUGUAAGUCCAUGCCAAUUGUGGCUAUAGGAAUUAUUAUGAAUCCGUAUAUUUGAUUAUUGGAUAAGCUGCCUUUUUUCAUUUCAAGUUGUUGGGUGUCACUAAUUCCAGGAACU
This is a messenger RNA of Arachis stenosperma, 1482 nucleotides long. RefSeq names its product serine/arginine-rich splicing factor RS31-like. The transcript has 3 exons. NCBI's taxonomy places the organism in Eukaryota, Viridiplantae, Streptophyta, Magnoliopsida, Fabales, Fabaceae. The record is from RefSeq and is a predicted model, not a curated record. The coding region runs from base 925 to 1212 and encodes 95 amino acids.